Macrosteles quadrilineatus (aster leafhopper) is the source of this 2969-nucleotide messenger RNA. RefSeq names its product transcription factor E2F7-like. Lineage: Eukaryota; Metazoa; Arthropoda; Insecta; Hemiptera; Cicadellidae. The record is from RefSeq and is a predicted model, not a curated record. Gene Ontology annotation, molecular function: RNA polymerase II cis-regulatory region sequence-specific DNA binding; DNA-binding transcription factor activity, RNA polymerase II-specific. Gene Ontology annotation, cellular component: RNA polymerase II transcription regulator complex. The coding region runs from base 110 to 1393 and encodes 427 amino acids. The transcript is spliced from 8 exons. Gene Ontology annotation, biological process: regulation of transcription by RNA polymerase II.
AAGUAAGUAGAUAGAUGAGAUGAGAUCGCGGGUAAUUUUUCGCUCAUGUCUCUGGUAAUGUGUAAAAUCGCAUACGAGGAUUAAUUUAAGUUUAAUUGGACAAUAGAGAAUGGAGUUUUACCCGGUAUCUCAUAUGUCUCCCGUAAAAAGAAAGAUUUUGGGAGACAUUAACAACACAGCUGAUUCCCCAAUAUCGCCCACAGCAAACCUCAAACUACUCACUAAAGUUGCUAGUCAAUGUGACUCAAUAGAAAAUGCCAAUAUUACACCAACUUGUAAAAAGGAGGUAGGCCUAUCUGAAAAGAAUGUACAUCCUCAGAUAAAAGGAAAUUUGCGGAAAUUUAAAUCCCUAGGAUUUUUAUGUGACAAGUUUUUGAAACUUUUUCCGCUUGACGUCUCAGAGUAUAAGACACCCGUUAUUCUUCUCUCAGAUCUUGCUAAAGUACUUGGUGUGGAGAAACGGAGAAUCUAUGACAUCAUAAAUGUUGUGGAAAGUCUUCAAAUGGCGACAAAGAUCGGCAAAAACUCAUACUCGUGGUCUGGGAGAAGAAAACUAGCAGACAUUCUCAGCCAGCUGAAAGCAUAUGCUGAACAACUGGGUCUAACACAAUAUGUACGUAGAGAACAACUGAGACGAAAUCUUUACCUUCGUGUUGGCCAAGACGAGGUGGACUCUUGUGAAGGGGACGGCACGUUCAUACAAAACUCCAACAUUGCCAGUUUCUUCAAAAAUGAACGCAGAAUUGGCAUUCUUUGCCAAAAGUUUGUGAUGCUGUUUUUGGUUUCCCUUGAGGGAGGUCUGAUUAACUUGGAACUGGCAGCCGAUGUGUUGGUGGCCGAUGAUUGCCAACAGAACAAGACGAGACUGCGACGGCUAUACGACAUUGCUAACAUUCUAAUGUCUCUGGGCAUCAUCACAAAACUGGACGAUGUCUAUGGAUGGAAGAAGCCAGUGUUUCAAUACGUUGGUCCUUCAUUGCAGAGACUGGAUAACAUCAACUACGAAAGUGCCUUUCUCAGUAACCUGGUCAAGACUGAACUUUCCGACGGUGUCAGCUCUGAUUUGUCUGAGGACAGUAACGACGUGAUAGAGGGAAAAAGCAGCGUAGAGACAGACCAUUCUUACUCCAUGGAUCUUUCAGCUGCAGCAACGCAGCAGCCUCCUGCCAAGAAACGGCUUGUGUUCGGGACGGACAACAAUAUAGUCUUGGCCACGAACAAACCCGUUGUGAUACAGAGACCUGUGAAGCCUGUAACUCUAGCACCACCAGGGACUCGAAUGCUGCGCUUGGUAAGCUCAGCCAGAACCUCUCAACCCAUAACCAGUGGUGGACUCUACAAAGCGCUUAAAAUCGGAAACAGUCUUCAUUUCAUCAAAGUAGAUGACUCUUGAGUUUUCUUUUUACUUUAGAGUGAUGUAAUUCUACGUAAGAGUGAAAAUAGUAAUCUUGGGAAUCAAAUGCCAAAAAUGUUUUUUUGUAAGAUACGAGUUAAAUUUUUUUUAUUGGGGGGUUAAAACGGUAUUUAAGGGUGUGUGGUAAGAAGGUAAUGGUAAAUGUGCAAUAAAAUGCAAGUCAGUGUACAGUAAGAUGGUGUUUUAGAUAAUUAUUGUUAUCAAUGUUUUUAAUCAUAGUGAUUUAAUUCAUUACAAAUUGUAUAUUGAUUCAUAUCAACGUUUUUGUUUUAUAGCUCUAAAGAUUGUGUACAGUGAACUUAAAUAGUGUGUUAUUGAAUUGAUCAGUUGUGUUAAUUUUUUUUGUGAAAAAAUCUGAAUGAAAAUCUUUAUUAUAUAAUCACUAAACCAUACAAUUAAUAAUGUCUUUAAAUCAGUAUAUUUUACUGUUAAAUAAAAGUAAGAUUAUAUUAAAACCUUUCUUCAGGAUCAGUUUUUAAGUUACAUUUAUGUAGUAUAUGUAUUUUUAAUCCAGAACAAUAUUCAAAUUGACACAGUUAUAUGUAUCUGCAAAAGAAUUUGUACCUCUUUAGUUUUGUGAUUUUGUCUCAUGUCAACUGCACAAUAGUUUAAAAGUUCUUUCAGUCCAAGACCAAGAGAGAAAUGAUGAAGUCCUUAAAUUCUCAUUGUUCCACUUGCUGCUUUAAUACAUAUCAUUAAUAUAAUGAAUUGUGCUAUUUUGUGUUAUGUAUUUUGAUCUCUUGAUUUUAAAAGGAAUAUCAAUUCCUUAAAUUGUUAAUAAUGUACGAUUAUUAUUAUUAUAUUAGGUAAUAAGUUCUUUUUACCAUCAUUACCUUGUUGGGAUAAUAUCCCACUCUGUGCCUUUUAGAGUUAAUUUAUGUGCUCAAUCGUUUAAGUUCCCAGUGUAGUUAAGUGCAGUAGAAUUCUGGGAAUUCCUCUUCAAUUUGUAUAUAAGAUGAGGUAUUGGACCCUUCCAUCAUUCUUGUAGAACCAAAAUCUGUCAAACUAUAAACGCUUAUCAUCAAAUGGGUGAUUCGUAUGUACCACAUUUUUUAUUGAUUUUAUCCAAGUACUUACAGUUUUGUAACUAAUAUGGUUAUCAGAAUUCUGCUGUUGACUGAUAUUUUUAUGGGAAACAGUAAAUACUAGUCAUUCUGUCCCAACUUUGUAUGAUUUAUUUUGUAAAAAAUAUUUUAAUGUAUCGUCUUCCAACAAAGAGUGUAGAAGUUAAUGCAUUUUUUAGAAAAACAAGAGUUGUUUUACAUCAUGAAUAAGCCAUAUGCCAAUUAGGCUAUAUAAAUUACUAUUAUAAUUACAGCAUUAUGUUCCUUUGCUUUAAAUUACAGUAAGUAAUUUUAGUAAUAGUAAAUUCAAAGUAUUAAGUCAUUAUGAAUUUACUACUAAAUGCUAUUCAAAGAUGAUCUCUUGGUAAUGAUGGUUAAGGUAUAAAAUGUUUAUUUGACUGUUGUAGAAAUAAGAGAGAUUUCAAUUAAAUUUUAUUUUAUAGAGAAGGAUUUAAAAAUGAUAUUUUUGUUAGACAUGCAAAGAUUUAAAA